Spinacia oleracea (spinach) is the source of this 1521-nucleotide messenger RNA. RefSeq lists its product as uncharacterized. Lineage: Eukaryota; Viridiplantae; Streptophyta; Magnoliopsida; Caryophyllales; Amaranthaceae. The transcript has a single exon. Bases 1 to 1521 code for a protein of 506 amino acids. The record is from RefSeq and is a predicted model, not a curated record.
AUGGAGUGUGUCACCACUCCUAUGUUCUCCUUGAUGAUCAAUGGCACUAUGCAUGGGUUUUUUAAAUCUCAGAGAGGGCUAAGACAAGGUGAUCCCAUGUCUCCUUUGCUCUUUGUCAUUUGCAUGGAAUAUUUGUCCAGAGUUCUGCACAGCAUGAGCUUGCUGCCUUUGUUCCAGUAUCAUCCAAGGUGUAAAGCUGUAAAGCUCACUCAUCUCUGCUUUGCAGAUGAUCUGAUCUUGUGCUGCAAAGGUGAUUUUGCUUCUAUCUGUCUGUUGCUACAGGCUUUCAAGCUAUUCUCUGAUACUUCUGGUUUACAGCCUAACAAACAGAAAUCUUCUAUCUAUUGCUAUGGGAUGUCUGAUUCUGAUAUUAAUAGGGUAGAAUUGGUUUCUGGUUUUACCAGAAGUGUUUUGCCUUUCAAGUACUUGGGGGUACCAAUUUGUUCUAAGAAAAUCACCACAGCUCAGUGUGAUAUGUUGGUGGACAAGAUGAUUGCAAGAAUUAAAGUUUGGAGCUCCAGGAAUCUCUCCUACUCAGCUAGAAUGCAACUGAUCAAUUCAGUCUUAUUGAGUUUGCAUAUGUAUUGGGCCCAGGUGUAUGUGCUCCCUAAGCAAGUUUUAUAUGAGAUUAAUAAGAUCUGCAGGUCUUUUCUUUGGAGUGGCAAAGCUUACAGCACAAAACCAAGUAAUAUCUCUUGGGAACAGUCUUGCUGUCACAAGAAAGAGGGUGGUUUAGGCUUCAGAGAUGUUGUUAAGUGGAACAUUGCACUGAUGGGAAAAUAUGUGUGGGCUGUUGCUUCCAAACAGGAUAAUGUUUGGAUUAAGUGGGUCAAUGCUGUAUAUGUUAAAGAUGGGGUUUGGUGGGAUUACCAGCCUAAUGCUUCAGCCAGCUGGUAUUGGAGGAAAGUUUGUGAAAUUAAGGAGAUUUUAAAGCAAUAUUACUCUCAGAAUGAGUUUAGUACUAUUGCUCAGUACUCAGUUAAAGUGGUAUAUGAGAAAUUAAUUGAGGCUAGACCUUUGGUCACCUGGGACAGGUUAGUUUGGAAUAGGUUAAAUGUUCCAAGACAUAGAUUUAUUUGCUGGAUGGCUGUUCAAGCUAGGCUUCAAACCACAGCAAAGCUUGCUAGAAUUGGUGUUAGUGUGUCCCCACUGUGUUUAUUGUGUGGACAACAGGAUGAGGAUCAUAAUCAUUUGUUCUUCUCUUGCUCCUACAGUCAGCAAUGCCUUAAUGAUAUUAGAAGCUGGAUGAGUAUCCCUGGUAUUUCUUCUGAUCUUCAGCAGAUCACAAGGGGGAUUGAUCAUAGCAGGCAUUCUCAGUUCAAGAAGCAAGUCUGGUAUGCAGGCCUUGCAGCAAUUGUCUAUGUAGUUUGGCAGUGCAGAAAUGGUAGCUUUUGGGAUAAGUAUGUUCCUACAGUGCAGAAUUCUGUAAAGAGCAUUAAGCAUGCUGUGAGAGAUAGAAUCAAAGUUGUAAUGCCUAAGAAGGUUAGUAGAAGGGAUUGUACUUGGUUUUUGGCUCUGUGA